CCAAACGCCUGUCUAGGAGGAGAAAUAGAAAGGGGGAAGAGAGAGAGAGAGAGAGAGAGAGAGAGAGGAGAGAGGAGAGGAGAGAAAAAAUGGGUGAGGUAGCAGAUACAAUGACGAAGAAGAAGAAGAAAGGGAGGCCAUCUCUAUUAGACCUUCAAAAGCGAGCUAUCAAACAGCAACAAUUACAACAGCAUCGCAAUCAAGAUGACCACCACCAGCACCAUAGAUCCGGUUCGAAAAACCCUAAUUCUCUCAAUCACGCUCCCAACUCCGCCUCCCGAUCCAAACGGCGGAACCCUAAUUCAAACGGCGAUUCGCCCUGGAUCAAAGACGAAGACGACAACAACAACAUAGAAGACAACGACGACGACGAGCGGCGUGAGAAGAAACACAAGCUUUUACAUGGAUUGAACUCUCAUCAUCAGUCUCAUCGACAUUCUCCUAAUUCCCAAUCGGAUCUGAAUCUCGACGAGACUCCCGAGGCUUCCGUUAAAUUCAGCGGCGGAUCUAAUCACACGGGAGAAAAGGCUUCGAAAGCGACAGACAUUCUUCAAGGGUCUCCCGUGGAGUCAGGUCCCACUACACCUUUGCCAGACAAAAAGUUGUUGGUGUUCAUCCUCGAUAGACUUCAAAAGAAGGAUACUUAUGGCGUUUACUCUGACCCUGUUGAUCCUGAGGAGCUUCCUGAUUAUCACGAGAUUAUCACGAAUCCCAUGGAUUUUAGCACUGUGCGGAAGAAACUAGACUCUGCAGCAUAUGCCAGUUUAGAACAAUUUGAGAGAGAUGUGUUUUUAAUAUGUACAAAUGCAAUGGAAUAUAAUUCAUCAGACACUGUAUAUUAUCGACAGGCACGAGCUAUACAAGAAUUGGCGAAAAAGGACUUUGAGAAUUUAAGGCAAGACAGUGAUGAUGAAGAACCACAAAGCUCACAACAGCAGCAGCAACAGCCAAAAGUUGCCAGAAGAGGACGUCCGCCAAAGAAACAGCCUGAACCAUCUUCCAUUGACCGUACUGCUUCUGAAAUAUCAGCUGAUACGCUUGGAGGAGGAGAUAGCUCUAAUAAAUUUUCUGGUGCUUACAAUCUAAGAAAGGCGCCUCCAUAUAAGUUCCGUCAAGCAGAAUCAUCAGUUAGAAUUAAUAAUAACAGCGAGACUCAAAGUGGUUGGUCCAUAGAUUGGGAGAACGAGUUUCCAUCUUCGGUUGUGAAGGCGGUUAACAAGUACGGAAUGAAACAUUUCAAUGUUGAUGAUAACAGACGUGAUACCUACAACCACCUCUCGACUUCUUCCCAAGAACCAUCGGUCUUGACAACGCUUGAAGACGAGUUGAAACAGUUGAUUCCAGUUGGCUUAAACACUGAGUACGGUUACGCGAGGAGUCUAGCAAGAUACGCUGCAAAUCUUGGUCCUGUUGCCUGGAAAGUUGCAUCGAGGAGAAUCGAGACAGUAUUACCACCUGGAAUCAAAUUUGGUCUAGGUUGGGUUGGAGAGAACCCAGCAGGACCUGAAGAGGAUGAUAAUUCUCAAAAACAAAACUUAGUAAUGUCGUCGGGAAAACAAAAGUGUUCUAAUGACUUAGCGUCUGAUGAUCAUUCCAACAGAAUCCUGUCUCCAACCGCUUCAGUCUCGAGCGCUUUCAUAGGAAACAGACAUUCUUCUUCUCAAACCAUAGAAGAGACUGCACCACCACCCGCUCGUGUCUUGAAUCCAGAAACCGAUCACCCAUCAUCCUCCUCCUCUCGCCAGGCUGGACCGCUGAUCAAACUCGAGAACAGUAACGGCCUCAUCCGCGGAUUCGGUGGAUUCAGCCAUAAUGCAAAUCAGAUGCUAGGAACUGCGAGACAACAACAACAACAAGAAGAAGCAAACGUAAGCAACGAGGCCACACCGAGCUCGCAGCAACAACAAGGGUUGAUGUUUCCUUACACUAAACAGGAAUUUCACCGGUUUCCGCCGGACCUUAACGCUAGGCUAGUAUCACCAAACUCGCCGGGCUCUAAUCAGCAGACAGGUUCGUCCUCAUCGCAGCAUCCGGAUCUGGCAUUACAGCUCUGAAGGUGAAUAUGGGAUAUUUGAAAGAAGAAGAAGAAGAAGAAGAAGAGGCAUUUUUCCAUUUGGCUAUCUCAGCCAUAUAUUUUCUGGUAUGAAAAUCUUGUGGAGAGUCAUGGCUUCAUUAUUUGUUGUGACUUGUGACAUGAAAAUAUAUAUGGGACAGUCUCUCCUAUUGUACAGAUUGUUGCAACUUCCAUAUAAUUUUUUUAGGGGUAAAAAGAGAAAAAACAAAAACAAAAGAAAAACCACAGGAGUCACUGCAGGCUGUAGAAUAUAUAUGAUUUAUAGUUUUAAUUUUUUUCCUGAAUUUUUCAGAUAUAUAUCUUCCUUAUGUUUUUUAACCUUGGCGAUAAAGAGAAGAUGAAACAACAGUAUUGUUAGAUUUGUCAUGUGUACUUUAGCAUUUGACCUUUUGUAAGAGUUGUCAGUUUUUUUUU
Camelina sativa (false flax) is the source of this 2488-nucleotide messenger RNA. RefSeq lists its product as uncharacterized. The record is from RefSeq and is a predicted model, not a curated record. NCBI's taxonomy places the organism in Eukaryota, Viridiplantae, Streptophyta, Magnoliopsida, Brassicales, Brassicaceae. Gene Ontology annotation, molecular function: protein binding.